Messenger RNA from Daldinia vernicosa, 751 nucleotides. RefSeq lists its product as uncharacterized. NCBI's taxonomy places the organism in Eukaryota, Fungi, Ascomycota, Sordariomycetes, Xylariales, Hypoxylaceae. Gene Ontology annotation, cellular component: membrane. The coding region runs from base 224 to 751 and encodes 175 amino acids. The transcript has a single exon. The record is from RefSeq and is a predicted model, not a curated record.
CGGCCCCUAGUCCGACUCUCUGAUAAGAGAGAAUGAUUCAACGCAUCCCCCCCUCAUCACUUCUCGAUGAGGUCUCAACCCAUCGGAGGACGUUCGUUCCCAGCGAGUGGGCAGUUCUACCCCAUGGAAGCCACUCAACAAGCCUCAUCCUCCGUAUCACCGCAGCAAUGUUCUCCUUCGUAGUUUUAGGAAUGAUGGAUGGUAUCGACCCUCGGAGUCAGUCAUGGUCCCCCAAUUCGAAGACUACUACGGCCUAACGGACCUCCGCGUCUCCUUUGUCUUCCUAGUAUGGCCUGUCGGCUACGUGGUAGCCGCCUAUCUCAACAGUGUUAUCCACAUAUGGUUCGGCCAACGGGGCAUCGCUGCCAUCGGCCCCCUAUUCCACAUUAUUUUCACCGCUGCUGCAUCACUCCAUACUACUAUGUACUCCUCGCCUUCCGGUUCGAGGACUCGAACAAGUAUCGCAACGACCACCAACUGGAUCAUAGUUUUCAUGCAGCGAGUUAACCACGCAUCUGACUACUUAGCCAGCCUUUCGUCGUCCGGCUUUUGGAUCGGCCGGGCGUCUCACGCUCGGGGCGCUGGCCGACACGCUCGGGAUCCGAGUCUUCCAAGUAGUGGUUUUCGCCCAAUUGGUCGCCACGCUUCUGAUCUGGUUCGCAUUUCCAAGAUUACCACGGAACACACCACGCAGGGAACAAUUAGAAUAGAUGAUUUGGUAGUUAACAGCAUUAUCGAUUUGCUAAAAUAG